Molecule: messenger RNA, 477 nt
Organism: Pseudozyma hubeiensis SY62
Lineage: Eukaryota; Fungi; Basidiomycota; Ustilaginomycetes; Ustilaginales; Ustilaginaceae
Exons: 2
Coding region: 1-477 (158 amino acids)
Biological process (GO): attachment of spindle microtubules to kinetochore
Cellular component (GO): DASH complex; mitotic spindle
Source: RefSeq, a predicted model, not a curated record
AUGGACUGUGGAACGAGACGCGCGCGUGUUUGGCAAAAUGUCGGAGAGAGCAACACCAAAGUGACACUUUUGUUGCAUUGCCCAGCCGCUCGUCGUCGCUUGCCUCUCGUUCACCAUCGUCGCAAUCAACAAGCAGUCAGCAUGGAGAACCCACAUGAGGAGAGGCAGUCGCUGCUGCUCGAACGUAUCACCAAGAACGUCCAUCGCCUCAACGAAGCGUUGCUCGAACUCGACAAAUCGGUCGUCGAGAUCAACAACCACAACCAGUCCAUCACGAUCGUUGCAGAGCUUUCCGAAGCCGUGAGUAUCUUGUUCAGUUGCCGUAGCACUUGGCACAAAGUAGCGCUGACACACCACCCUCUCUUCCCUUCCGAUCGGCAUUGCCAUGAUCAGUACCGACGAAACGCAGCAUUCAAUCUGUCCAACAUGGAGGCUGCUGACGACGACGCCGUGAGCAAGUCAUCGAUGGACUUGUAA